Brettanomyces bruxellensis is the source of this 315-nucleotide messenger RNA. RefSeq lists its product as uncharacterized. The transcript has a single exon. Bases 1 to 315 code for a protein of 104 amino acids. The record is from RefSeq and is a predicted model, not a curated record. Lineage: Eukaryota; Fungi; Ascomycota; Pichiomycetes; Pichiales; Pichiaceae.
AUGAUGCAAGCACUAGGCACGACGAUAACAUACUUAUGGCAUCAGGCCUUUUCGGAGGCUAUAGAACGGCUUAAUUCCUUGUCAACAGAUGAUUAUUACAUUGCCAUUGCACAAUACGGACAUGCCAUCAAGCGUACCAUCAUAUAUGUCAAUUACAUAAUAUCGCUUAUUAUAAUAGUGCCAUAUCUCCUUCUUGUUGGAUGCGAUUUCGUUAUCUACAUUUUCAGAGUUUUGGGAGAUGUUUUGCACUCCAAUGUGGAAAGUGCGAAGGUUCAAUUACGGCAGAAGGCAGGCCAAAAGAUAAAGGUGCAAUAG